CCCCCUGUGGCCCAGGCCCUGAGAGACGCGCGCCCAGGCAGCGCCGAGGGAUGCGCAGACCGGGUCCCCGCAGCGAUGGCCGGGCAGCCCCACACCGCGCGCGGCGAGAGGGUGCCGCCCGCCGUGGCCCGCGCGCUCCACGGAGGUGAGGACGGCGCCCGCUCGCCGUGGGAGCCGCACAGCGCCCGCGCGCCGUGGGGGCCACGCAGGUCGGCCAGGGGCGCGCGGCUGGCGCCGCUGCAGGGCCCCACCGCUGCGCCGCCCUGUCCGCCAGGCGCCGCUCCAGCGCCGCACGCCGCGCCCGCGCAGAGGCCGCGGCCGCUGGCGCCCGAGCGCCCGGCCGCCGAGGGCGCCGCGCCCCCGCGCGAGGCUGCGCUCGAGGUGGCCCGGGCGGCGCGGCUGGCGAAGGCCGCCAAGGUGUACGGCAACGUCGUCGUCCCCCACGCUGGACUGCUGGCGGCGGGGCGGGCGCGCCCGCCGGAGCGGCCGGCGGCGGUCAGGGGAGGAAAUGUGCCGAUGUCUUGUAGCCGGCUGGGGGUCUGA
Messenger RNA from Prorocentrum cordatum, 543 nucleotides. NCBI's taxonomy places the organism in Eukaryota, Dinophyceae, Prorocentrales, Prorocentraceae. The record is from the annotation of a GenBank genome assembly.